Molecule: messenger RNA, 833 nt
Organism: Sesamum indicum (sesame)
Lineage: Eukaryota; Viridiplantae; Streptophyta; Magnoliopsida; Lamiales; Pedaliaceae
Product: small ribosomal subunit protein uS8
Biological process (GO): translation
Cellular component (GO): ribosome
Molecular function (GO): structural constituent of ribosome
Source: RefSeq, a predicted model, not a curated record
UAUAAGUAACUCUCAAACCCUAAUCGACUUAUUUCAGUCUCUCGUUCUCUCACCUGUGUUGGAGCUGCACCAACUUCGCAAAGAGUAAGCGGCGCCGCUUGUAUUUGAGCUUAGGUUGGAAGAUGGUGAGAGUUAGUGUCUUGAAUGAUGCUCUAAAGAGCAUGUACAAUGCUGAGAAAAGAGGGAAACGACAGGUCAUGAUUAGGCCUUCUUCCAAAGUGAUUAUCAAGUUUCUUCUGGUCAUGCAGAAGCAUGGUUACAUUGGAGAGUUUGAGUAUGUUGAUGACCACAGAGCUGGGAAAAUUGUGGUUGAAUUGAAUGGUAGACUGAACAAAUGUGGUGUUAUUAGCCCUCGAUUCGAUAUUGGUGUCAAGGAAAUUGAGCCAUGGACUGCGAGACUGCUCCCAUCAAGACAGUUCGGUUACAUUGUGCUGACAACAUCUGCUGGAAUCAUGGAUCAUGAAGAAGCUCGUAGGAAAAAUGUUGGAGGUAAAGUACUUGGGUUCUUCUACUAGUAAUGGACACAGAAGCUCGUUUUAAUAGUCAUGAAGUUAAGUACUCUGGACUCCCUUUUCUCUACCGGAAGAGGAUUUACUGCUGAAGUUGCUUCUGGGGACACUUUUAUGCGGCUUGUUUUGAUCUACCUUAUGGAAUGAAAACAUUUAAGGAUUUUAGUUAUUUGAAGUGCCAGUUUCAAUCUUUUGUUUUGCUGAUACAAUCUGUUUGAAUUAUGAUGGUAAGCAAAAAUUUUGGUUGACAGUGAGGAAUAUUUAACUUCUUGAUGCAAAUUAUUUUCUUUACUAUUGUGAUAUCAACUUUCUGUAUUGGGUGUA